AUGGAUACCAAGUUCAAAUAUUUUGAAGUAUACAUCAGAAACGCAAGGGGAUUGCAACUCUUCACCUGUAGAUGGUUGCCUUUUUCUUCACCGAAAGCACUUGUUUUCCUUUGUCAUGGCUAUGCCAUGGAGUGUAGCAGAUUCAUGAGAGGGGUUGCUGAAACGUUAGCCAGUGCUGGAUAUGCAGUGUUUGGUGUUGACUAUGAAGGACAUGGACGUUUUGCAGGUGUUCGUUGUCUUAUAACUAAGUUUGACAACAUUGUUGAUGAUUGUGAAGACUUUUUCAAGAUAAUUGGGGAGCUGCCAGAAUUCAAAGGAAAACCUAGGUUCUUGUAUGGGGAUUCAAUGGGAGGCUCAGUGUGCUUAUUGCUUCAUAGAAGGGAUCCUUCAUUUUGGGAUGGUGCUAUUCUUGUUGCACCUAUGUGCAAGAUAUCAGACAAACUAGUGAAGCCAUUUCCUAUUGUUGUGAAUGUAUUGACCAAAUUUGAAGAUAUCAUACCAAAGUGGAAAAUAGUCCCCACAAAGAAUAUCAUUUCCACUGCCUUCAAGGAUCGUGCCAAAAGAGAAGCGAUAAGAAAUAACAAGUUGAUAUAUCAAGACAAGCCGAGACUGAAAACAGCAAUGGAAAUGAUAAGAACUAGCAUGAGCCUUGAAGAUAGUCUAGAUGAGGUAACAAUUCCAUUUUUAGUGUUACAAGGAGAGAAAGAUAAAGUUACAGACCCAGAAAUAAGCAUAGCAUUAUAUGAGAAAGCUAGUAGCAAAGACAAAACCAUUAGAAUGUAUAUGGGAAUGUGUCAUGGCGUAGCAACGGGAGAGAGUGAUGAAAACAUUGCACUUGUCUUUAGAGACAUCAUAGCUUGGUUGGAUCACCGCUCUACUAGACCAACAAUUGAUACCACUAACUGUAACGAUCAACCCAAUUGCUGGCAUGAAAAUUCAAAAUAA
Molecule: messenger RNA, 945 nt
Organism: Vigna unguiculata (cowpea)
Lineage: Eukaryota; Viridiplantae; Streptophyta; Magnoliopsida; Fabales; Fabaceae
Product: caffeoylshikimate esterase-like
Source: RefSeq, a predicted model, not a curated record